CGCAAAAAACGCAUCUUCCCUCCGUUUGCAUCUGCCACCACCGCGUCGUCAUCGUCACGUCUCGUAUAGGUUCCAUCGGAUCGGACAUUCGCAUUAUCGUUCCUCCGCGUGCGGUCGUAUAGUAGAAACGCUUUAGUGACUCAACUCACCAGUGGAAGUUCAGUAGUAGCAGCGUCGGCACAACAGUAAAAAGGUAGUGUGUUUGCGAGUUUUUCCUCCUGUGUGACGGCGGACGGACAGACAAAAAAGCGUUGAUCUUUUUGUGCGUCGCUUCUAUCUUACGGGUUUGCAGCACUUUCCCUGUCGUCAGUCGAGAGAUUUGAUGCUCACGGUCUAAAAAUAAUCAUUUUCUCAGAAGCAGUGAGUUUGUCACUUGCUCUAAGUGUCCGCGAGUCCGUGAAGAUCCCGAAUCGCGUUUUUUUUUUUUGGACAACCGCCGACCGUCAGUGCUGCUCUUGAACGCGCGUGUGAGUGUCACCCAUCUAUCUAUCUCCAGCAGAAAAAAUGGCCAACAAAAUCGAAGAGGUGCGAACGUCCAUCGAAACGUCCCUGAAGGACGACACCAAACCGUGGACACAGGCUUUCAAGCUGGCCGAAGAGAAAACCGGCGUUCCGAGGCUGUACAUUUUCCUGGGAGGUGUUGCCAUUGUGGUUCUCUAUCUGGCCUUCGGCUAUGCCGCACAGAUCCUGUGUAAUGCCAUUGGCGUGGCUUAUCCGGCGUACAUUUCCAUGAAAGCAAUCGAAACCCGCACAAAGGAGGACGACACCAGAUGGCUCACCUACUGGGUCAUCUACGGUGUUCUGUCGGUGUUCGAGCAUUUCUCCUUCUUCCUGGUGCAGAUCAUCCCCUUCUACUGGCUGCUGAAGUGCAUCUUCUUCGUCUGGUGCAUGGUGCCAAUUGAGAACAACGGAUCGACCAUCAUGUACCACAAGGUCAUCCUGCCAUACUUCAAGAAAUACGAAAAAAGUGCGGACAAUCUGAUCGGACAGGCUACUGAUAAGAUCAAGCAGGUGGCCGGUGACGUGAUCUCCAAGAAGCUGUCUUAAAGCACCACACCAUACGUAGCUCUUAUCAGAAUUUUUGUAGCAUGUUGCCUAGAAACUUAAGAUACUUUCCUUGUACGUAGUAUACAUAGCGACAACUAUCCGUCUGCGGUUGCAUCAUUUUCACUCAUUUUUACUAUAGUAUCUGGCAGGUAUUGUAAUAACAUCACACGCGAAAAAAAAGAACGAUCUUUUCACUAAAUGAAAUCCAAUUCGAUAGGUAUGUUUUCUCUUAUUCGAACAUGAACAAGGUGUUUAGCUUAGCGCAUUGAUUGUACAAUAUGGUAGUAUAUAUUAGACGGUUGAAGUAAAACGCCUCAACCGUGACGAAUCCUGGUAACGGGAUGGUAGGAUAAUUAAGUGAUCAUUAGCAACAACUUUUCAAGCCAAAAGCAUAAUCACCUGUGUACGCACUUGCCUUAAUCCAUCUUCUGCAACGCAUGUUACAAAUACUAUCGCAGGCCUAUUUAUUGAAAGUAAAACAUCAUGCCAUUAUUUGUUGAAAGUAAAAGAAAAACACAAGCAAACAUACAAUUGUAAAACAAUGCAAAAUUUCGAUUCUCAAAAGUAUCGAGUUGAACAGCACUUAGGAAUCAGCAUGCUUUACUCUUCGAGAAGAGGGUGCAGCAGUGGUUCAUGGAAAAGACACAUGAAAAGUAUGUUUAGAUAUUUUUAACAGAAAAAUGUAUUUGAAUUAUAGAAAAUAUGAAAGACAUAGUACCAUCAAAA
Aedes albopictus (Asian tiger mosquito) is the source of this 1773-nucleotide messenger RNA. RefSeq names its product receptor expression-enhancing protein 5 (gene ReepB). NCBI's taxonomy places the organism in Eukaryota, Metazoa, Arthropoda, Insecta, Diptera, Culicidae. The transcript is spliced from 5 exons. Bases 505 to 1047 code for a protein of 180 amino acids. The record is from RefSeq and is a predicted model, not a curated record.